Molecule: messenger RNA, 376 nt
Organism: Drosophila miranda
Lineage: Eukaryota; Metazoa; Arthropoda; Insecta; Diptera; Drosophilidae
Gene: Ccdc56
Product: cytochrome c oxidase assembly factor 3, mitochondrial
Exons: 1
Coding region: 89-355 (88 amino acids)
Biological process (GO): mitochondrial respiratory chain complex IV assembly
Cellular component (GO): mitochondrial inner membrane
Source: RefSeq, a predicted model, not a curated record
AUUUGAUCGAUAGCUGAUUAACAGAUUUCAUAAUUUUUUUAGCAGGCAAAAGUGCAAAGAAUUUUUUAUUCACUUUGAAACGUAAAUAAUGUCGGCGUCGGAGCAAGAACCUAAGAUCAAGUACGGAGAAAACGCACCGAAAUUGGAUAGGGCGCAGCUGCAGUUCAUGAAACUGAUCGAGGAGCAGAACCUGGACCGCGUGAAGAAGCUGAAGCGUGUGCGCCGCAACAAUUUAUUGACUGCCGGCGCCUUGGGACUUUCCGUAUUGGCCAUCUACGGCUACUCCAUAUUCUCGGUGCAGCAGGAGAAAUUCCUGGACGACUUUGAGGAGCCCAAGAAGGUCAACACCAACUAAAAGUCGCCUCCAGUUAUUGUU